AUUGUUUUCCCUCCCUUCACAGAGUUUGUGAAGUUUAUAGGCGAAAUCAGCACCAUUCGAAACGACCCAGGUCUGAUAUAUGAAACUGCUACUAACUGGAAUCAAGGUCGAAAGCCUAGCACAGGCAAACCGCAAAAUGUGACGAACAAUCAUAAACCGAGAGGUCAGCAUAUCAUCUCUACACACAGAACUGAAAUCAGCCCUGGCAGCAUGAACGAUACCAAACGCACAUGUCUGAUUCACAAAGGCUCUAGACACACCAUCAAUCAAUGUAAAGCGUUUAAACACAAGAACUUACAAGAACGGAAGAAGAUAUUACGUGAUCAUAAUUUCUGUUUAAGGUGUUGUGAUACGUCAGAUCAUUUUGCAAAAAACUGUCAUGCAAAGAUUGAAUGUGACUUAUGCAAAUCAACCACACACAGCUCAGCUCUUCACGUUGAAAACCAUAGCUACCAAAAUGAGGAUGCUAACAAUUCCGAGAGAAAGCAUGGCGAGGAGGUUGUCAGGGCGCGAUGUACAGACAUCUGUGGAGUACCUAAUUUCACAGGUAAAUCUUGUGCAAGGAUUGUCCCAGUACGUAUAUAUCCUCACAAUCAACCAGAGAAUGCAGUCCUUUCCUAUGCGAUGCUUGAUGAUCAGAGCAACCGUACUCUAGGAAAAAGCUCGUUGUUCGAUCACUUCUCUAUUAACUCUUUACCGACGGAAUAUACCAUGGAAUCAUGCGCAGGAAAGUUGACAACUACUGGAAGAAUCAUCGAGGGUUUGAUAGUUGAAGGCAUUUAUGACAAAGUUCAACUACAGUUACCUCCUGUUUUGGAAUGUGAGAACAUGCCUGACAAUCAUGCAGAAAUUCCAACUCCCGACAUUGUUCUCCACUAUCCUCACAUGCAUGACAUAUCGGAUUAUCUGCUUCCAUACGACAAAUCUAUGCAUAUCAUGCUAUUAUUAGGUCGUGACUUACCUGAAGCUCACCACGUCAUCGAACAGAGGAUAGGCCCACCACGAUCACCCUUUGCACAAAGAUCGCCGUUAGGGUGGACUAUCAUCGGAAACGUGUGCUUAUCAGGUCAACACCAUCCGUCAUCAGUUGCUUCAUAUAGAACUUGUAUCACUAGGAAUGGUCGACCAACAGGCUUAGAACCAUGUGAACAGGUGGUUUGCAUUAGAAAAGCCUCAGUGUUUAAAGAAAAACACAACCCCACACAAACAACGUUGAAUGUGUUCGAAACCACUACUCAGGACAACAAACCAGGACUUUCUAUUGAAGAUCGUCAGUUUUUGAAUAUCAUGGACAGUGAAUUCCAACUAAGCGAGGAAGGAAAAUGGAUUGCCCCAUUACCAUUCCGUGAACCACAUGAUCACAUGCCAGACAAUUACAAACUUGCUCUGCAUCGUGCCAAGUCGUUAGAUGCAUCACUGCAUAAAAAUCAAACCAAGAAACAACAUUUUCUGGACUUCAUGCAGAAAUUAUUCGACAAUAACCACAUUGAGAUAGCACGUUAUGUUCCGCCGGAAAGAGAGCGUUGGUACCUCCCACUCUUCGGGGUCUACCACCCUCGUAAGCCGGAGCAGAUUCGUGGAGUGUUUGACUCCUCAGCCAAACAUAUGAAUGUCUCGUUAAACGACCAGCUUCUUCAAGGUCCAGACCUUAUCAACAACCUUUUAGGUGUACUCAUUCGAUUCAGGAAAGAAAUGGUCGGCGUAGUCGCAGAUGUUCAACAAAUGUUUCAUUCAUUUCUAGUACGAGAAGAUCACCGUGACUUCCUGAGAUUUCUCUGGCACGAAGACAAUUUGAUAGAAAAUCCCCUUGUCACUUACCGUAUGCGUGCACACGUUUUUGGCAACAAGUCUUCACCAUCUAUUGCUAUGUAUGGGUUACGGAGAAUUGGCGACUUGGCUGCCAAAACCCAUGGUGACGACAUCAAAGAGUUUAUCAAAAAUGACUUUUAUGUUGAUGACGGGCUCAGGUCUUGUCCUUCAAGCCAAGAAGCUAUCAACUUGAUCAGCAAAACCCAAGAUGCCAUGAAAAUGCAUGGAGGCCUACGUCUACAUAAGUUCGCUUCCAACAGCAAAGCUGUAAUGGACGCUUUCGAACCUGGAGAUCUAGCUAAAGGUAUCGUCGAUAUGGAUUUUGAAAAGGACACACCCACCCAACGAAGCUUGGGCUUGCUGUGGGAUCUAGGAUCGGACUCAUUUAAGUUUAGCAUCUCAACCGAAACUAAAACUACAACACGUAGAGGGAUCCUUUCUGUGAUCAAUAGUCUGUAUGAUCCUUUGGGAUUUAUCUCCCCGGUCACAUUGAACGGCAAACUAAUUCUCCGAAAGAUUGUAGCUUCCACAUGCGAUUGGGACGAUCCUUUGCCCGAUGAUUUGCUCACCGAAUGGAGCGCUUGGAGUCGUACACUAUCCAAACUAGAGAAUUUGCGUCUGCCUCGUGUCAUUGUACCAAAUCUCAGUACAGCUGUUUCCAAGGAACUAAGAAUCUAUUGCGAUGCUUCUGAACGUGCCAUCGCUGCUGUAUGCUUUCUGCAUGUAACAUACCCGGAUAGUUCAUGUUCUACUGGAUUUGUAUUAGGGAAAGCCAAGCUCGCUCCAUCAAGUUGUACUACCAUUCCUAGACUAGAACUUUGCUCUGCAGUGUUAGCAGUAGAAAUAUCACAGAAUGUAGUCGACCAUCUCCAGACUAACUUAGACAACAUUCAGUUCUUCAGUGACAGCAAAGUUACCUUGGGUUAUAUCCACAACAACACUAAGAGAUUUUAUGUAUAUGUUGCCAAUCGCGUUGCUAAGAUCCGCAGCUAUACGGAACCUUCUCAGUGGAAAUACAUUCGUUCAGAGAUGAAUCCAGCAGAUAUUGGAACCAGGGGGAUUCAGCCUAGCAAUCUUCAAGCAAGUGCUUGGUUACUCGGUCCAGCAGAUGAUGGUGAUUUACAUCGUUCUCCAAAUACGUUUGAUUAUAACCUAGUACAACCAGAAGAUGAUGUGGAGAUUCGUUCUCACAAAACUGAAGUUAAAGAAUUUGUACCAAGUGAAGGUCUUGGUUCAAAAGUGUUUGAGAAAUUUUCUGAUUGGAAUAGACUGAUUACUGCGUUGGCCGCAUUUCGUCGAAAGAUUCAGCAUUACAUCAGUUUGAAACGUCAAAAUAGUUCAAGAUGUAUGAGCGAUGUUGAAUUGCUACUUAAAACAGAACGUCAUGUCAUCAGAGAAGUCCAGUCAGUAACGUACUCGGAUGAGAUACGCUUGCUCAAGAACUCAAAACCUUUGAAUAGGUGUAGCCCUAUCGCGAGCCUUGAUCCAUUCAUUGAUGACCAGGGUCUUCUCAGAGUUGGCGGACGAUUAACAAAUCUGGGUUCCGACCUCUCCCUCAAAGCUCCUAUCAUCUUACCUGCCAAGCAUCAUAUCACUUUGCUCAUUGCUCGUAAAUGCCACGAAGAGAUUCAUCAUCAGGGCAGACAUCUCACAGAAGGCCAUAUUCGUUCUGCUGGGUUUUGGAUCGUAGGCUCCAAAAGACUCGUUUCUUCCAUCAUCCACAAAUGCGUCAUUUGUAGAAAGCUACGAAAAUCAACCGAAACACAAAAGAUGUCGAGCUUACCUGUCGAUCGUGUAACUCCCGGGCAGCCACCAUUUACGUCCGUUGGCGUUGAUAUGUUUGGUCCAUUUGAAGUUGUUACUAGAAGAACUCGGGGAGGCUCUGCGAACAGCAAGCGUUGGGGCGCUCUCUUCACGUGCCUUGUGACAAGGGCAGUGCAUUUUGAAAUAGUGGAAGAAAUGUCCACUUCCUCGUUCAUAAAUGCUAUGCGACGCUUUAUAGCAAUUCGUGGGGAUGUACUUUUGUUCCGCUCUGAUAGAGGAACUAACUUUGUAGGGACAGCAAAUGAGUUGAAGAUUGAUGUUGUCAAUGUAGAAGAUGGUCCAAUUCAUAAUUUCUUACUUCAACAUCGUAUUUCUUGGAUCUUCAACCCCCCACAUUCCUCACACAUGGGAGGAGUGUGGGAAAGGAUGAUUGGUGCGACCCGCCGUAUAUUAGAAGCUAUGCUCCUACAACACAAAUCCUGUCUUACUCACGAGGUGCUCUCAACAUUCCUUGCUGAAGUUAGUCAUAUCAUUAACUCAAGGCCAUUAGUCUCCGUGUCAACAGACCCCAACAAUCCAAUGAUCCUCACUCCGUCAACUCUACUUACACAAAAACUCGGAUUUGAAAAUCGUAUUUUAUUGGAUGUCGACAAAUUCGAUCGCAAUGACUUGCUUCGUAAACAUUGGAAAAGAGUCCAGAAUCUUGCCGCCAUAUUUUGGAAGCGUUACAAGGUUGAAUAUCUAAAUACCCUACAAAACCGCCGAAAAUGGACUGGGACCGAAAGAAACGCUUGUGUUGGUGAUAUUGUGUUAUUGAAAGAUUCAGAAUUACCACGCAAUUGUUGGCCUAUGGGAAUUGUUACCAAUGUCAUCCCAAGUUCCGACGACCUUGUGCGUAAAAUUCAAAUCAGAAUUUCUGUAGAAGGCAAACCAAAGACAUUUUUGCGUCCUAUAAGUGAAGUGAUUGUAUUACUAGAAAAUCAAAUGUGAAUCUCGUAAUUCAUGAUGUAAGGUUAAUCUUUAGAUACACUGAAAGACUGUAGCCAUGUUUUUGUUGUAUUUAGUUGCUUACUUAUGUGUUUAAAAAACAUGUAUAGUGUAUUUUCUUUUUGCAACUUGAUCAAAUGAUAUUUUCAAUAUCAGGCGAGGAGUGUGCCGGAACUCAAUCCGGAAUUUAUUCGUUAUAGUUCUAAUUUUACUCUCGCUUUUAUAUUUCCCGCGUGGAGAUCAGCAAGUUGUUUACCGAUGAAAUUUGGCUGUUUUGUCUCUAUCAGACGACAGUUUUUUCACCUGAUUGAAUAAAGGAAUCAUUACACUUUUGUUCAUCAUGUUAGCUGUAUGCAAACCUACCUAGAGGCAGCACAGCCCUUGCAAGUGGCGUAUUUCGUCGCACCUCAACGCAACUGGAGGAGUGCAACACAUAUUCACACAUUCCUACGCCCACUCCAUUGUUUAUCCUAUUGCACAUGUGUUGAAAAUUGAAAUUCAGGAUUUGAAUCAGUGCAAUUGACUUGAUUGAUAUUUAAUUGAUUGAUUGAUUAUUGCUUGAUUGAAUUUGAUUGAUACUUGAAUUUAUGACGUUCAUGCACUUAUGACCUAUCCAGUGCAUGAUCCGCCCGUAAUUGGGUCGUCACAUUUGUUGUAUUGAUUGUUGAUUGUGGGGGUGCCCUGUGGUAGCCCAAAUAGAUCAGCGCGGCCAGAAGCGCCAUAUUCAACAGGCAAAAUAUAAUUAACAUCUCUGUUGUUUGUUUGAUUUAUAGGGAAACUGAAAUAACACCACUUAUAUGAGCCUGGUCUCGGAUAAGUGAGUUUAUUUCAGUAACCCUAAUUAUAGUUAUAUAUAUCUAUUCCGAAUAAUUUACGUACAUUCGGAUAUAUAAAUGUCCACCCUUAGUCACAAGCUAUCAUUCCGGAAAAUUUAGAUCCAUUCGUAUACAGUCUAAAAUAAAUUGUUUUCUACCUCCUUUCUCGAAGAAUCGAUUAAAUUCUAAAGUCAUGGAAAAGGUUAGGAAAUUAAAUUGUGGCAAUAUUUUAAAAUUUACCCACCGACCCUCCUCUUGUUUUAGAACAAAUACUGCUGCUUUUUGUUAUGUAUUUGAAGCUGAAAACUGCCUGAUUGGUCCAGCUUCCACAGCAGCUUACGUCGUGGUGGUAAAUUACCUGUGUUCGCUAUACCGUAAAGACAACCUGCUUGGACUAGCACCUACAUCAGCCUAUAUUGCGAUGGUCAAUUUUGUGUGUUUGUGUAUUCCUUAGAGACAGCCUGAUUGGUCCAGCGUCUGCAUCAGCCUUUGUCGAGUUGGUGAAUUCUGUGUGUAUACGUACUCCGUGAUGACUGCCUCCUGCAUGGGUACAGCGUCCACAUCAGCAUAUGUCGCGGUUGGAAUUCUGUGUGUUUACGUAUUUCGCGAUGACUGCCAGCUGGGUAAAGCGUCUACUUCAGCCUAUGUCGCUGUUGGAAUUCUGUGUAUUUGCGUAUUCCGUCGCACCUCAACCACAGAAAGAAACAAGAUUUUCAGUUUAAACUGACAGGCGGCUUUCAGUGACUUUUCAAUGGCCAUUCAGGCACUGAAUGGCAGGUACAUUUCCGUGACCUUUCAGUUACCUUUCAGCCGCAAUUCAGGUACCUUUCAGUCACCAUUCAGCGGACACAUUUCAGUUAUCUUUCAGUGACCUUUCCGUCGUCUUUCAGUGAUUUUUCCGUUGUCUUUCAGUGUUCUUUCCGUCUUUCAGUGACCUUUCCGUCAUCUUCCAGUGACCUUUCAGUCGUACUUUAACGACCUUUUCAUCGGCCUUUUAUUAAUUUAUCAGUUAUUAUUCCUUAAAAUUUUUAAAUAAAAUUAUUAAUACAUCUUUAAA
Molecule: messenger RNA, 6432 nt
Organism: Saccostrea echinata
Lineage: Eukaryota; Metazoa; Mollusca; Bivalvia; Ostreida; Ostreidae
Exons: 2
Coding region: 211-4563 (1450 amino acids)
Biological process (GO): DNA integration
Molecular function (GO): nucleic acid binding
Source: RefSeq, a predicted model, not a curated record